Messenger RNA from Blumeria graminis f. sp. triticale, 132 nucleotides. Lineage: Eukaryota; Fungi; Ascomycota; Leotiomycetes; Helotiales; Erysiphaceae. The record is from the annotation of a GenBank genome assembly.
AUGGUGACAAUACACACUUCACUUUUGAUCCUUUCAUUUUGCAUUCGAUUCACACUACGUGUAUGCACGUUAAGGCCAACCGACAGAGAUAUCUAUCUCUUAAAGGCAUUGUGUUUGCAAAUACCAACUUAA